Molecule: messenger RNA, 1273 nt
Organism: Penicillium canescens
Lineage: Eukaryota; Fungi; Ascomycota; Eurotiomycetes; Eurotiales; Aspergillaceae
Product: ribosome biogenesis protein RRS1
Exons: 2
Coding region: 20-685 (221 amino acids)
Biological process (GO): ribosome biogenesis; ribosomal large subunit biogenesis; ribosomal large subunit export from nucleus
Cellular component (GO): preribosome, large subunit precursor; nucleolus; nucleus
Molecular function (GO): protein binding
Source: RefSeq, a predicted model, not a curated record
CUCACCAACAGGUUUCGCAAUGACUGACGUUGAGAUGGCCGAUUCCACCGUGGCUGCGUCCACUACCAAGGGCGAGAGACUCCCCAUCACCGUCUCCAAGCCAACCCCCUACACAUUUGACCUCGGCCACCUCCUAGCAGACGACCCCAACCCACUCGAACUCCCCGCCGACCAAAGCCUAAACGCAAGCCUGAAAGCCACAGCUCGCGACGGCGUCCAGAGCUUGCUAAACCAACUCUUGACAACAUGCCCAAUCACCUCAUCCGUGAAAGACGGUGUGCUCCUGACCCUCCCAGCACCAAACAUCAUGCUGCCCCGGCACAAGCCCCUGCCAACACCCAAAGCCCCCACGAAAUGGGAGCUGUUCGCGCGCAAGAAGGGCAUCGGAAAAUACAACCAGAAGCCCGGCGCAGCAGGCAUGGACAAGGAGCGCCGCCGGAAGCUGCAGUAUGACGAGGCGAGCGGCGAGUGGGUGCCCCGCUGGGGAUAUAAGGGCAAGAACAAGGACGACGAGAACCAGUGGCUUGUUGAGGUUGAUGAGAAGAAGUGGAAGAAGGAAGAGGAUGCUGCUGCGCAGGGUGGUUCUAUUCGUGGUAUGUCGCGUACUGAGCGGAAGGAGAGGAUUAAGCGUAAUGAGCGUAAGAUGCGAUCUAAUGAGAAGAGGUCGAACAAGGGUGGUAAAUAAGUAGGGAGUGUUUGAAACCUCUUUCUUUUUACUUGUGUUGCAUUGCAUUACUUUGCUAGCUCCCUUGUGGGCUCUGCCCUGCUCUGCUCUUGUUCUACUCUGGAUCUGAUCUCUGGCGUUGGGGUUGGGAGUCGAUGUUUUAUUUCUUUUCUCAUGUAUUGUGGACAUAUACCGUGAUUCAUCAAAAGCACUUUCAACAUUGCAUCUGUCAAUAUUUGCCAUUACCCACUUUCCCAUUCCCCAUUACCGUUUUCUCUUCUACGUGGUUGUGGAGAUGUGUUGUACGUUGAAAAGAUCUUCGAUGAUCGAACCGAAAAGUGCCUGCCUGCCCACUUCCGCUAUAGUACAAAGUCCCUGUCACGAGAACGCCAAAUAAACAGUAAAUAAAAAAUAGAGAAAAGCAAUAAAGAAAGACAGACCAUUGCAAACCAGAUCAACAGACAAGACACGAAACAAGUAGGCGAAGAUAGAAAGUGUCAACCGCAGAGGGGAAUCUGUAGAUGUCGCAACAUCAAAGCACAAGCACAAGGGAAUUAUUGCACUUCCAAAGAGAUGAAGAGGAGAACAAAAAGAUGGGAGUCGAACAGA